Pseudocercospora fijiensis CIRAD86 is the source of this 453-nucleotide messenger RNA. RefSeq lists its product as uncharacterized. The transcript is spliced from 5 exons. Lineage: Eukaryota; Fungi; Ascomycota; Dothideomycetes; Mycosphaerellales; Mycosphaerellaceae. The record is from RefSeq and is a predicted model, not a curated record. The coding region runs from base 1 to 453 and encodes 150 amino acids.
AUGCUCAGGCUCGCUCGUCCGGUUAUGAGGAGUUUGGAAAUUAGGAGCGCGAUGUAUGCGAGACCGCAAAGGAUGGUGAGUAUGGACAGCAGCGAGGCGAACAUGUAUCGCGGUAUGGAUCUUACGUUUGGUCAAUGCUCUGGACGAUGUCGGGGAGAGGAGCUCGACGUCGGGAGUUGCUUCGGAUACUUCAGCCGGCUUUGCGACUUCACCUCUCCUCCUCCAUAUCGACCCUCAUAUAUUCUCUCGUUGAGAGCCAAAGCAGCGCCAGGAAAUAAGAUACUCAUGCUACAUUCGUUCGAGAGAAGCUCUGCCAUCGAACACGACUGUACAUUACCUGGUGACUACCCCUACAAAAAGCCGUCUCGCAUGGAGCCGUCUCGCUCCAUAGAGCCUUUCGCAAACGAGACUACUCGAGACAACUCAGAGCACCUGGCUGCACCAGGCUUGUAA